GUCUUAUUUCCUCAACUUUUUAAAAAUGAAUGUUAUAUAUAACAUAAACUUUAUACCUCAAGUAAAAUUCUAAUUACAAAUUAAAAAUUCUGAAUUAAUGAAGAAAAGUAUGAUUAAUAUGACUUACCGCAGACAUUUCCAUACUCUGCUUUACUUCAACCAUUUUUUAAUUUAAUUUUUUAAAGAAAGCCCGUUAUUUUUUUACAAUUUAUGGAAUUUCUAAUUCACCAUUCCUAAUUUGUUUCAGUGUAUGCAUACAAGUUAUUUCAAAAGGUUAGACGGAAUUUAUUACUCUUGAUUUUCCGGGAUUUGUUAUAAAUUUAUUAGAAACAGAACUAGUUGAAGUUUGAAAAACGCGGCAAACCUAAACCGUGUAUGACGUUACUAGCCACAGCUGAUUCUAACCAAUGAGUUAGUUGUUACUCUAGGGUGACAGUGUGAUUUGUUUCUACAGCUGUAUUUGAAAUUGAAAAGCAUGUGCUCUUAUUUUUCCUUCUUGCGACCAAAGGGUCAGAUUUUAAAGAAUUUGUCCUGUAACUACAGUAAAAAUGCCAAGAAAAACGUUAAAACAGCUAUUAUGAUGUUAAACAUGGGUGGCCCCCAAACUACUGACCAAGUACCUGACUAUUUAUUGAGAAUAAUGACAGAUCGGGAUAUGAUUCAGCUUCCAGUUCAAAGUACAUUAGGUCCAUACAUCGCCAAAAGAAGAACUGCAGAAGUUCAGAAAAAAUAUGGCGAAAUUGGUGGUGGUUCUCCCAUUCAUAAAUGGACUAAAUUGCAGGGCGAGUUGUUGUGUCAUAAGCUUGAUAACUUAUCUCCUAGUACUGCUCCUCAUAAGCACUAUGUUGCCUUUAGAUAUGUUAAUCCAUUAACUGAAGAAACAGUUCAGGAAAUUGAAAGAGAUGGACCAGAAAGAGUUGUUAUUUUUUCACAAUAUCCACAAUAUAGCUGUGCUACUAGUGGGUCUAGUUUUAAUGCUCUCUAUACAUUCAUGUCAAACAGGGAAAGAAAUCCAAAUAUAAAAUGGAGUCUAAUUGAUAGGUGGCCAAUACAUCCUUUGUUUACAAAAACGGUGGCUGAUAGAAUCACAUCUGAACUCAAACUAUUUCCGAAAGAAACACAAAAGGAUGUGGUUAUAUUAUUUUCUGCACAUUCUCUGCCAUUGAAGGCUGUAAACCGUGGUGAUCCUUACCCCAGUGAAGUUGGGGCUACUGUGCAACUUGUUAUGCAGGAAUUGUCUUAUUGUAACCCGUACUGUUUGGUCUGGCAAUCCAAAGUCGGCCCACUACCGUGGUUGCAACCUUAUACUGAUGAAGCUAUAAAAGGUUAUGUAAAACAAGGGAAGAAAAAUUUUAUUCUUGUUCCUGUUGCAUUUGUUAAUGAACAUAUUGAAACACUGCAUGAGUUGGACAUUGAAUACUGCAAAGAACUUGGAGAAGAGUUGGGAGUUGAAUGCAUCAGAAGAGCUGCUGCUCCUAAUGAUCAUCCACUCUUUAUUUCUGCUCUAGCAGAUAUCGUUAGUUCUCAUUUGAAAGGUGAUUGUAAAGUCAGUCCAAAAUUUUUAACCAGGUGUCCGCACUGCACCAAUCCAAGAUGUUAUAAUGCAAAGAAGUGGUUCGCCGAAUUGUGUUCCCCUGAUCCAAAAAAGGAUACUGCAGCUGCCCCUAUCCCGGAUUUAUUGAAACCUGAUAUAAUUGAUGUGAAAUAGAAAGCUUUAAGACUUCAUCCACAAUCCAAUGAUGGACAGGGAUGGUAUCUUAUCAUGAAUUAUUUUUCCUUACAAUGUUAAAAAGGAAGAAUUAGAUGUGACCUAAGAAAGAAUGUAUGCCUGUCUUCCAAAAAUAGGCGAGUGGAGUGAUUUUUCCUGAAGCAUAAUUUUGAGGAAGAGCGAAGAAGAAAGAACGCAAAUAUUUUGGAGAAAAAAUGCCCGAUUAUUGCUAGAAAUUAUUUAAUUUUUUUUUUAACGAUAGCAUGUCUUCCUAAACUGAUAUUAAGUUACACUUGCUUAUUACCUUAUUGGCGAUUAUUAAAUAUUAACAACGGCUCCGUGGUAUAUUCCAUUUCAUAAAUUAAUUACCAUAAAUGUAUUUCAUGAGUUGUCAUUAAAUAUUAUUAAAAUUUUGAAUG
Molecule: messenger RNA, 2127 nt
Organism: Nezara viridula (southern green stink bug)
Lineage: Eukaryota; Metazoa; Arthropoda; Insecta; Hemiptera; Pentatomidae
Source: the annotation of a GenBank genome assembly